GUCCCACCGUUUAGAGACUUCAGACUCUCCCCCACUCUCUCUUCCUCCUGCAGGAUUCUCGAUCCAUUCCAAUCCCCCGUUUCCCGUUCUCUCUUCUCUCUAGUGGUGUCUUCUCUGAGGGAGGAGGCGUUUCCAUUUGCAUGGACAAGGGCCACCUCGGGGGUGGCGGAGGAGGAGGAGGGCUGGUCGCUCUGGACGCGUCGCCGCGGCCUCUCGGGUUCCUCAACUUGCUAUCGCCGGCGCCGUCGUUCCACAGGAGCAUGGAGGCGGACGACGUUGGCACCGGCGCCGGUGGCGGCGGCGGCGGCAGGGGGCGGAGGUCCGUCGAGGUGGACUUCUUCUCGGACGAGAAGAAGAACAUGAAGAAGAGCCGGGUCUCGGCCGGCGGCACCGAUGCGGAGGGGCACAAGGACGCCGGCGCCGGACUCGCCAUCAAGAAGGAGGACCUCACCAUUAACCUCCUUCCGGGGAGGAGCGACCGGUCGAUGGUGGUCGACGACGACGCGGCGUCCCGGCCCGACAACGACAAGAACGGCAGGCAAGACACCAACGAGCUCGCGGCGAUGCAGGCGGAGCUGGGCCGCAUGAACGAGGAGAACCAGCGCCUGCGGGGGAUGUUGACCCAGGUCACCAACAGCUACCAAGCGCUGCAGAUGCAUCUCGUCGCGCUCAUGCAGCAAAGGACCCAGCUACUUCCGACCCAACCGCAGCAACAACAACCGCCUCCCACUCACGAGGAUGGCAAGAUCGAGGGUGCUAUCGUGCCAAGGCAAUUCCUUGACCUGGGCCCUUCCGGCGCCGGCGCAGGCAGCGAGGUGGCCGAGGAGCCGUCCAACUCGUCCACGGAGGUCGGCAGCCCGCGCCGGUCGUCUUCCAACGGGAACGAGGACCCUGAGCGCAGCGACAACCCGGAAGGCCCGUCAACCGCGGGAUGGUUGCCGGGACGGGCAAUGAACCAGCAGCAACUGGGAGCGGCGGCCAAGGGCCACGACCAGCAAGCCCAGGAGGCCACCAUGAGGAAGGCCCGCGUCUCCGUGCGCGCGCGAUCCGAAGCCCCAAUUAUCGCCGAUGGAUGCCAGUGGAGGAAGUACGGCCAGAAGAUGGCCAAGGGAAACCCUUGUCCACGCGCGUACUACCGCUGCACCAUGGCCACCGGCUGCCCGGUGCGCAAGCAGGUCCAGCGAUGCGCCGAGGACCGGACCAUCCUGAUCACGACGUACGAGGGCACCCACAACCACCCGCUCCCGCCGGCCGCCAUGGCGAUGGCGUCCACCACGUCGGCCGCCGCGUCCAUGCUGCUCUCGGGCUCCAUGCCCAGCGCCGACGGCAGCGCGGGCCUCAUGAGCUCCAACUUCCUCGCGCGCACCGUGCUGCCGUGCUCCUCCAGCAUGGCCACCAUCUCGGCGUCCGCGCCGUUCCCGACGGUCACGCUCGACCUCACCCACGCUCCGCCCGGCGCGCCCAACGCCAUGCCGCUCAGCGCGCUGCGGCCGCCGGCGCCGGCCCCCGGGCAGUUCCAGGUGCCGUUGCCCGGCGCCGGCGGCGGGAUGGCCGGGCCGACAUUCGCGAUGCCGCAGCAGAUGCUGUACAACCAGUCCAAGUUCUCCGGCUUGCACAUGUCGUCGUCUUCCGACACCGCGGAGUUCGCGCAGCCGAGGCCGCAGAUGGGCCAGCUCUCCGACACCGUCAGUGCGGCGGCUGCGGCGAUCACCGCUGACCCAAACUUCACGGUGGCGCUGGCCGCGGCCAUCACGUCCAUCAUUGGCGGCCAACACGCGGCCGCCGCUGCCGGCAACAACAACGGAAGUAACAACAACGUCACGACCACCAGCAACAACACCACCACCACCACCAGCAACAACACCAACAGCGAGACCCAAUGAUCAAUCAGUUUCUUCAAUUCACCCAGCUGAUCGGUGAUGAGUUCAGAAUUCAGAUAGGUUCCAAGUUAUACAUGCCUGCUUCGAUUCCUCUUCUUUGUUCAGGAUUAGGUUCUUGAGAUGUUUCUUUGGUUUUUGUUACCCUCCGGGACAGGUCCGGGCUCGACCAUGGACGAUAUACAGUCACUUCUUUCUUUUCUUAUUUUUGCGGCGACAAAAAGUUGUAUUAGUUCAUCGCUUCUCUUUUCUACCGCGAACAGCUGUUGAUAUUUCACUGUAAUAAGUAUAAUAAUACCGUCUCCCCAAGAAAUUUUGAUGCUCGA
This is a messenger RNA of Brachypodium distachyon (stiff brome), 2203 nucleotides long. Its product is annotated as probable WRKY transcription factor 31. Bases 141 to 1883 code for a protein of 580 amino acids. The transcript is spliced from 6 exons. Gene Ontology annotation, biological process: regulation of DNA-templated transcription. NCBI's taxonomy places the organism in Eukaryota, Viridiplantae, Streptophyta, Magnoliopsida, Poales, Poaceae. Gene Ontology annotation, molecular function: sequence-specific DNA binding; DNA-binding transcription factor activity. The record is from RefSeq and is a predicted model, not a curated record.